GCCGCGGAGGGACUGGGGAGCCGGGCCAUAGAGCGCGGGUCUGGCGAGUGGCAGCCCAACUAGCCACAUCGCCGCCCCAGCCGCGUGUGCGGGGGCGGAGGGCGGGGCUCGAGACCUGCGGCGGCUGGAGAUGCGGCCGGCUGCAGGCACGCGGCUGGCUCGUCUCGGCCGCCGCCGCCUUCUCGGGCCCCGGCGCGGGGGUCGCCGCGGCUGCGGCACCGUCCUUGAGUUCCUAGCGUGAGGAGCGGUCGGAGUCGAGCACCGCGUUCGAGGCCGAGGAGGAUUCCCGCGCGCACGGCCUGCCCAUUGCUAUGGACAGUGCCAUCACUUUGUGGCAGUUCCUUCUUCAGCUCCUGCAGGAACCUCAGCAUGAGCACAUGAUCUGCUGGACAUCUAACAAUGGGGAGUUCAAGCUUCUGCAGGCUGAGGAGGUGGCUCGUCUCUGGGGAAUUCGCAAGAACAAGCCUAAUAUGAAUUAUGAUAAGCUCAGCAGAGCCCUGAGAUACUACUAUGUAAAGAACAUCAUUAAAAAAGUGAAUGGUCAGAAGUUUGUGUACAAGUUUGUCUCUUAUCCAGAGAUUUUGAAAAUGGAUCCACUGACAGUAGGCAGGAUUGAGGGAGACUGUGAAACUCUAACUUCCAUUGAAGCCAGCAGUUCCAGAGAUGCUGAGAGCGGGGCAAAGGAACGGGCACCUCAGCCUACAGCCAAGACAUCUAGUCGGAAUGACUACAUACAUUCUGGUUUGUAUUCUUCAUUUACUCUCAACUCUUUGAACACCUCCAAUAAGAAGCUUUUCAAGUCAAUAAAGAUAGAAAAUCCAGCUGAAAAACUGGCAGAGAAAAAAACUCAGGAGCCAACACCAUCUGUCAUCAAAUUUGUAACAACACCUGCUAAAAAGCCACCCCUCGACCCUGUUGCCAUUACCUUCUCAGCAAGCCCAAGCAUAUCUCCGUCUUCUGAAGAAACUAUCCAAGCUUUGGAGACACUGGUUCCUCCCACACUACCUUCUCUGGAAGCCCCAGCCUCUGCAUCCAUUCUGGCUACCACCUUUAACCCCACUUCUCCCGUUCCCUCCGGACCUCUUCCUCUAAAGGACCCUCCUAGGACGCCUUCUCCGCCAUUGAGUUCUAACCCAGACAUUGACACAGACAUCGACUCAGUGGCUUCUCAGCCAAUGGAACUUCCAGAGAACUUGUCACUGGAGACUAAAAAUGAGGAUUCAGCUUUGCCAGAAAAGGACAAAACAAACUCAUCAAGAUCCAAGAAGCCCAAAGGGUUAGAACUGACGCCUGCUCUUGUGGUCACAGGCAGUGACCCCAGCCCCCUGGGGAUCUUAAGCCCAUCGCUCCCAACAGCGUCUCUUACACCAGCACUUUUCUCACAGACGCCCAUCUUGCUGACUCCGAGCCCCUUGCUCUCCAGCAUCCACUUCUGGAGCACUCUCAGCCCAUUCGCUCCCCUGAGCCCAGCCAGACUGCAAGGUGCUAAUACGCUCUUCCAGUUUCCUUCUGUGCUCAACAGUCAUGGACCAUUCACUCUGUCUAGCCUGGAUGGACCUUCCACUCCUGGCCCAUUUUCUCCAGACCUGCAGAAGACAUAACCCGUGCAGUUGGGAACUAAGAGACCAAGGAACUAAGAAACAGAGAUGUCCAGCAGGAUUGGUUUGAAAUGAGGGAUAGUUCUGCAGUGUUCUUAUAGACUGUUGUAAUUUUCCCAUUGCCUGUUGAAAGCCUUUUCAGGAUUCUCAGAAGUUGGACUGUAUAAAAAUGCCUUAAUUGGAGUUCAAACUCCGCCUCACUUCUUUUUUAAAAAGGUGUUUUGUUGUUGUUGCUGUUUUUUGUUUGUUUAAGCUUUGUGCAAAAAACAUUGGUCUCUUGGGGUUCAGCAGCUGUGUUUUGCAAGAAAGCCGCAGAACAAAGUUACUGGUCCUGGAUGUUAGGACUCUUUGGCCAGGGGGAAAGUAUGUUUAGAAUCUGUUAUUUAAAGAAAUACUCGUUAGCUGUGUAUGAUGACCUGCUUCUGUGAUCCCAGAACUUGGGAAGCUGAGGCAGGAGGAGAACACCAAGAGUUGAGGGCCAGCCUGGGCUAUAAAUAAAGUGAGACUGUCUCAAAAGGAUAAAAAUAGUACUUAAACGAAGUUGAUAGUGUGUUUAGUAGUGAGUGUGCUCUGUUGAAUGACUAAAAGGAGCCACUCCCUAACAGUGGGAGAGAGAAUCAUUCCUAUUCUGAGGAGGAUUAGAGUAUUACCACAUGGGAGGCUCUGUCAUGAUGGCUCUUGUUUGCACUCAUGCUGGCUGGAUCUCUGUGCUCUACCCUUGAUCUCGUCUGAACCUGUCAAUGGAUCCUGGCCCUGAGCUUUUAAACACAAGGCUUUGAAAGCUCAGUUUUAAUGUGGGUUUUGGAGCAUUCGGUGGGAAUUACAGGACCCCACCUGGGGCACAGCACUCUCGUUUGCUCUGAGUGGUGUGGUUCUGUGCAACGCGUCUUGGAAAAUGAUGACUUUUAGGAAGUAGAGUUGGGGUUUGAAAAUUGAAUAUUAGAAGCAAGCAAAAAAGUUCAAUUGAAUACCCUGAGACACAGGUGGAGGCAUUUUCCAGCUAGAAGACACCCAGAGUGACAGACUCCCCUUUCUUCUUCCUGCUAAUUUUACCCACUCUGCUCUGCACUUACCAGGCUUCCUGACCUAAGGUCAGAGGAUGCAGUCAGGAAGGUGGACUUGAAAGUGAAAUUUCUGGUCAGGAAAUAAAGAUGUGCUUACUUUCCAAAAAUGUUUUAAAUGAAGGAAGAUCAGAUUCCAUUUGGGCAUUCUCAUACAUAGGAAUAUGACUGUUAAAUUAGUAGCGAGAACUACCUUUCAUAAUCUGCGGACCUUCAUCUGCAGAUUGUCACAUCUAUAAAAUGCUGUGUGUAAGUCAGAGUCAGGUGUACACAGGCACAUUGAUCUCUCAGUCUGAAUUGAGGGCAGUAUCACAGCAGAAUCUUGAAUAUUUCGACUCUACAGUCCAGAACUGAAUUAAAUUACAUGCCCUGCCUUCCGCCCAUUAAACCCAGACAUGACCAGAGUGGAAUGACGUGGGACCUGCAGGCCCAGGAUGACACUGAUGCAGAGUGACAUCUUUCAGCUGCACAGCUUUGGCUGUCCAGUGCAGAGAUGCUUACGUAUGGAAGUGUGUGCUGGCUGGGUAGUGAAGGGCGACAGUUGGAGACCUGUUACUGGUUCAUUGUGGUUAUCUAAGUGUCCUGUUCCCAUGAUGUGCAAUAGUAGGGCUGAAAGGUAGUGCUCAGAGUGUGGGGAACAGGCACUGCAGUGGGCUUUCUUCCCAUGGCAGAAUAUUUAGUUUGCAUGCAUAUUUGGAAAUACCCACAGCAGCACUUUGUAGUAACUUAGUGGGUUUUCAUUAUGUGUGCUAAGUAAAUAUUGAGAGUUGACCUAACUAGAUGUUUGCAGUUCUGAAAACAUCAAGUUUUAUCUUCUUGAGUUAAAGGAGAAAAGCCAUUGGUUUGUUUUGACAGAUGAUAUAUUUGAUAAUUUACUGUUUUAGCACAGGGUGCCAAGGGCCCAAGGGUACCAUUUAAACUCUGGCUGGGUGUGGUAGCAAGGUCUAUGAUACCAGCACUUGGGAAGUGGAAGCUGGGGGAUCAAAAAUCAGGGAUAGCCUCAGCUACAUAAUGAGUUUGACACUAGCUUAGACUACAUGAGACCUUGUCUUUAAAAAAAAAAAAAAACAGAAGCAAAAAACUCAGAGCAAGUUAAUAAGAAACCAUGAGGCCUUGGGGGAAUAGAUGGACCUGCUUUCUUCUGGAAAUGAGUGAAUUCCAGGAAGCGUGUGCUUGUUCUCUGUGUGUGUGCGUUUCCGCCUUGCUGUGUGUGUGAGGCAGACAUUUCUUUCUGUAGACUACCUCCUUCCUGAAAAAGUUUGAGCUUUGUAUAGUGGAAUAGCCAUAGAAUUCUUAGUGUCAACAGAUCAGUAUUCAGGGAGAAUUCUGGACCUUCGGCUCACAUCUGGUGUCCACCCAGCCAGGUUGCCAGGCGAAUGGUGCUGACCGUCAGUAGCCUGAGCGGGGUCUCUAGGCCCUGGGAAUGCCUGGGUUUGAAGGAUCUGCUGGUUUCCUUGGUUUUCUGUGGCUCAGUGCGGUGGUGCCACACACCCCUGUGUAUACUUCUCUGGGUGCGUUUUCUCUUGGACUGUACUUUGCUCUUACUCAUGCUGAUUUUUCUUAAAAUACAAAAUGAAAAUGUCAGGUCUAACUUAAAUAAUCUUUUCAUGAUUUCUUAGAGUAUUAUUGUGAUGUUACAGUCUCUGUGGCAUAGUCUGUGUGUUUGAAUAAGGGUAGAAAUUUCCACUGAUUUAAAAAAGUAUAUAAUAUAUAAUUGAAUCUAGAAGCCCUCAAAAAGCCAACCUUAAGCUUCAUCAAGUUAAAAUCUAAGUUUGUUUUUCCUUACAUUUUAACAGUUAAAAUACAGUUUUUUCACUGUGUUUUUUGUUUUGUUUUGUUUUGAGAUAGGCUCGUUCUUUAUCCCCUGGCUGACUGUGAACCGAAUCCCAAAUGCACAAGUGUCCACCACCAGGUCUGGUUUUCAAAUUUUGGUGGAGAAAGUAAGGUCAUGAACUUGCAUAGCGUACUGGGUUUUUCUUCUUAACCUGGAAAAUUCCUUUCAGAUGUGUACUAUACUAGAGAUCAAAAGGGGCAGAGUAGCUGGCCCGUAUACUGGAGGCUUGGUGUUCAUGGCUUAAUGCCAGCUGUUGAUAAUGCCAGUGUUAUUUCGUUCACCUUGGCCUUGUGAGGUCAGGUACUCUUACUGAGGCCUGUGGUUUUAGCAUCUGAAAGGCAGCUUUGUGUGUGAGGCCUUGAGUACCAUGCAGGCCCUCAGCAGUCUUCUGGACACACACCUUGAUUAGGAAAAGGUUUUCUUUUUGGUUUAUUUUCUUUUUUGAUUUUUGAGACUGGGUCUUUAGUCUAGGCUGGUCUCAAACUCUCGGCAGUUCUGCCUUGACAUCCCAAGUACUGAGAUUAUGAAAGUGAGCUACUGUUUGGCACAGUAGAAGUUGUCAACAUAGAAAUUUCUCUCAAAAAAUAUAUAUACAUAUCUCACUCUAUUAAAGUCACAGUCCCACUCUACUCUAACAUACAAAGUGGAGGUUUAGCAUAAGAAGGAAAUUCUAUAAAGCAUCCAGUCCUCUGAGCCCUUCCUGUACCCAGCAGAUGCCUCUACACCUAGAAUCAAACAAUUUCCUAAAUCAUCGACUCAACAUGAAGGUGCUCAUUUGGUUCUCAAAUACAGAUUUUUUUUUCUUUUAAUGUGGAGAAAUUCUAGCUUGAAAUUUUCUGGAGCUUUGUCAUAGCUUUUCAAAUUUCCCAGUAAUUCUUUCUCGUGGGGAUUCAUUCCCAAAUGCUUUCUGGAUUCCGUGCAUGUCCUGACAGCUUUUCCUUUUCAUCUCUGUGUUAUGCAUGACUGACAUUUUUAUUUUUAUAGUCUUCUUACAAACUUCUUUGGCCUUGUGUUAUAUUUUACCAGCAGCCUCACAAUUACGUUAGGUCAUUUUAUGCUAAAGUAUAUGCCAGCUUCAGCUUUUGCUGGAUUAGAAAGUGCUGUUUUGUUGUGUCUUUUUAUUUGGGACAUUUAAGCAUCUGAAGGAAUAGUUUACUCAAGGGCUUGUUCUGUUUAUCACUUAUUUACUGUAUAUAUGUAUUAGCCUGUGCGGAGAACUGGGAGUCAUGCCAUGGUGCCAUUCUUUGGCUUGGAAAGGUGUGGAGACAAGUGCAGGCCUGAGCAGAAACCCGGCUCGGAGUGGAUUCCAAACCAGCAAGAUUUGUUUGUACAGAUCAAGUGUUGAUGCUGUAGUCUGUUGUCGGGUGGGGGUGGGGUCUUCGACACAGCGCUGGGUAGGGACAGACACAUGUCUGUCUCUGCAGACUCUCCCAGAGGCUGGCUUCUGUGGGAAGCUCUUUGUUCCUUUUCUUUCUAGGUCUGCUGUUGUCAGUGGUGGUGCUGCCCCAUCUUCUCUUACGUUAUCAGAACUACUUACUGAAGGCGCGGGCUCCGUCUCUGAGCGGGUUCUUAGGGGUGAUGGUGUGUCUUGUGCUCGGUGGAACUGGUCACUAUCAGGGUCAUGUCUUCACCUAUAAACAGCAGAUGGGGAGGUCAGUUGUCAUCAUACUGCAAGUCCAGCAAGUGCUCCAUCUCAAGCUGACAGGCCUUCAGGCUGCUUUGCCGUUGCUGAAACAGAAUGUGACACAUGGCUAGCUUGCCAAAAAGAAAGCCAUUUCUUAGGUGCUGCUGUUUGUAGUUAACCCUUGUGAAAGGUAGAAAUGCAGGUGGCCCGUGGGAGAGUUACUCUGCAUGUUAGAUUUGACUUGAUGCUGUGGUGCUGGGGACAGAACCCCGGGCCCUCACACAUGCUAAAUAAGUGACCCUGCUUGGCUGCGUCCUAGCAACACCUUCCCCUUAACUAAAUGGCAGCUUCACCAGGAAAUUCCUGCGGAUUACAGCAGUCUCCUGAAGGUCACGUGUACCGCAGGUGGGGAAGUUUCAGGAAGUUAACUUAACCUUGAAGUAGGUACCUGGGAACCAAGCACGUUUCUAAGUCCUCUCGAGGUACUGACUGUGUACAUCUUUAUACUACCAUGUUGACCGGGCUAUGUGAAUCUUUUUCCAGGAGAGGCAUAUUUAUCCCCUAGGGUGGAAACACCUGCUGUGCCUACAGGUGUCACUUCUAAGGACAGUGCCUUGUUCUGUUGAGUUUUUAGUGUGCAGAAUCAUAGGCCUUACAGACCAGUUGCCGCUGUGUUGAGACCCCGAUCUUAGCCUGCUCUCAACAGUCAUCUUACCCUACACGCUUCUCUUCAUCAGUAAGUGUAAGGACAUCUUUCCUAAAGCUCUCUGCAUGUCUGUUUGCUCCUAGGUUGUCUGGGAAGUUUCUCAUGAGGAGUCCAGGGUGUAAGUGGAGGGAGGACUCCUGGCUUGUUGGCAUAAUGAACCCUUUAAACCCUAUAUUAGCAUUAGCAGAAACCUCCCAGGGGGUCAGGCUGAAUAGCCUCAGUUUUGCCAUGUUCCCGUCUUAGUAAGGUCCACCGAUUCCCAUCCCUCCAAGGGAUGUGAGCUGUGUUCACAGAGUCUGGAAUCUUCUUGAUAGGUGAGAGAGAGAUGGUGUGCCUGGCGGCUGGCCCACGAGUCCUGCCAAUAAAGUUACUCACUCUGUCAGUUUUCAGGAGUGGGAAUUCUGUGGACUGCUAUUAAAUCACUUGGCACUUUCUUGGGAUUUAUAUUAACACUGUUUGCUUAUUUGUUGUUUUUUGUUGGUUGGUUUUUGAGACAGUGUCUCACUGUGUAGCUCUGAGAAACUUGCUAUGUGAACCAGGCUGGCCUUGAACUCACAUAGAUCCUCAUUCCUCUGCCUCUAAGUGCUGGGAUUAAAGGCAUGCACCAUCAUGCCAGCUGUUUUUGUUUUUAAUAACUGGAAGCAGUUAAUGGUUAUUUUGCUUGAUUUCAGCUUCAGGAUAUUGAGGGAAAUACAGUUCAUUUCUCAUUUCUAGUUUUGGGAACCUAGGUGUGUCUGAAGAAGGAGAAAUGGAUUACCUGAUGAGUCUUCUUCCAGGCUCCGUAAGGCAGCCUCUUCCAGCUAGGAUGUAAAUGAUUCACAGACUUUUAAUACUGUUCUUUGUAGAAAUUUAAUGAUUUUGAAAGAUUUGCAUUGGUAGAUUGCACUGUAAAUUCGAAAAGUAUACAGCUGCAAGGGAUUUUAGUUGUUGCUUUCCUUCCUUGUUUAUUUCUGUGACGUAGGGAACACAGUCCCUUCUGAGACAUUUCACUGUUUGCUUGAGGACAGUAUUACCAGUGGGCUCUGUGUGACAGCAGUUGCUGCUGCCAUUGCUGGCAAGUGCUAUGGAACAGCGUGUUUCAGCCCUCCCCGUUGGGCGUUACGGGGAUCAGCUAAAAUGCACACCUAGGCAGGUCUUUGAGUUCCUGGAGGCCUGCUUACCAGUGUGGCCGAGGUUCUUCCUUUUACUUCUAGUGGUUUCAUGUGUCUUUGUGGGUAGGAAAGACUAAGUAUAAAAACACAUGCCUGUAAUCCCAGUGCUUAGGUGUGCAGGAAGGAUGAUUCCAUAGUUCAGGGUCAUCCUUGACUACAGAGUGGUGAGCAGCCUGAGCUAUGUGACAGCCUGCCUAAAAAUAUACUUCACUGGGUGCUCUUCUAGAGGAGCAGAGUGCGAUUCUCAGCACCCAUGGCAGGUGGCUCAAAACUGCUGUAUUCCCGUGCUAGAGGAUCUGACACCCUCUUACAGCUUCUGUGGGCAUCUGCACAAUAUUGAACACACGCUACCUUUUUUUUUUUUUUUUUUUUUUUUAAGAAGCCUUGGUUCAUUUUGAUACUGAUUAGUUUGGGUCUAAACAUAAAAUUUUGGGUUAAAACUAGUUUAUUAGAAUUAAGUCCUUUAUUCAUCAAAUAAUUAAAUUGACUUUUUUUAAAAAGUAGAUUUUGUUUUUAUGUGCUGGGUCUUGUCUUGCUUGUCUGGUUACAACAGUCUCUUCAGUCAACAUCCUGAGUAGCUGGGACUACAGGUACAUGCUACCACAUCUGUCUUAAGUCUGCAUUUAAGAACAACCUAAUGAUUUCCCGUGAGUCCUACUAGAACUUCUUUUUAAAGAGGACCUCCUGAGCGGGGACUUCGACUCAGCUGGUAGGGUGCCUGCCUGACACACUAGCCCAAAGUUUGAUCCCCGUUAUGUCAUAAAUUGGGAGUGGAGGCAAAGCCUGUAAUCCUGGAAUCUAGGAAUAUAGAGUCCAAGGUCAAGUGGCAAGUUUGGGGCCAACCUGAGGUACAAGAUCCUUAGGACUAAUGGGAAAUAACCACGGGUUAUUUUAAAUGAUGUGUGCUAGGUGGUUGAGUCCCAGUGAACCUGGCAGUUGCUGCAGUAUAAGGAGUGCACAUGAGCUAAAAGGUAAAUGACAUUAAAUAACAAACUCUUACUUUCCAUUCAGUUAAUCUGUAACUUAGUAAAAAGCCUGUGUUCUGCCAUAGAGUGACUGCAAUGUAUACCCACCAGUGUUUGCACAGGAUGGUGGGUGGGGACAGGUUCCUGUGUGUGUGAGUUUGGGGUGGGUGGUAAAGGACUUGGCAGGGCACUCAGCUCCUUAGAGGAACUGUUGCCUGUGUGUCCACCCCUCCUUGCUUAUUUUAUUGAAAUCUAUGUCUCAUAUUACUCAGUGUCAUCACUUGGUAUGAGUAGAUCUUAGAUGGGUGUAAGCAACACCUACCUGCCCAAAAGAAGAGCUGUCAGGGUGAUACUAGUAACAUGUCUUAAUUUAGUUUAGUUUAUAUUAAAGAGAUCUGCAGAGUAUUAAAUCACUUUUUGUUCUUUCGGAAAAAGCAGUUGAAAUGGUAACUGCUAACAGUCCUUAAAAUUAACACUGGUGGUUCUUACACCCGGACAGACUGCGUCAUCUCACCCAGCUACAGAGUAGUAACACUUAACUGCAGAGAUAAAGGGGUGUUGUUUUCAGGCUGGUGAUGCCGGUGUGGAGUCUUGAAUUCUGCCUUGGGGUGACAGAAAUGUCAUGGAAUUGAGGGGGGGGGUGAAGGACGCAUGCGCACUUUGAGGGCUUUCUAACGCACUGCGGUUCAAAAACAAGAUGGCGGUCCACUACUGGGUGCCGUCUGCAGGCAUUGCUAGGGACCUUACUUCUGUUGCUUCUAAGCUUUAUGCAAAGGCUUUGUUAACUUCUAUAAAAAUGUGUAUUUUGAGAAAAAUGAUACAUUUUUAAAAAAAAAACUUUUAUGUAAGAACUGACAGAGGGAUUUACUUGUAUGUGGGAAGCUGGCUUUGAGGAAGCACUCUGGCGUGUUUACUGUAAGUCCAGAGCUGUAGAGGUCUGUUUAUAGAUAUAUGUGCAACUAGAUAUGGACAACGUAUUUUUUUAAAAUAAAUAUUUUUAACAAAA
Messenger RNA from Arvicola amphibius (Eurasian water vole), 9945 nucleotides. It is a transcript of the gene Elk4, whose product is annotated as ETS transcription factor ELK4. Gene Ontology annotation, biological process: regulation of transcription by RNA polymerase II; cell differentiation. The record is from RefSeq and is a predicted model, not a curated record. The transcript has 5 exons. The coding region runs from base 312 to 1601 and encodes 429 amino acids. Gene Ontology annotation, cellular component: nucleus. Gene Ontology annotation, molecular function: sequence-specific DNA binding; DNA-binding transcription factor activity, RNA polymerase II-specific. NCBI's taxonomy places the organism in Eukaryota, Metazoa, Chordata, Mammalia, Rodentia, Cricetidae.